UUCACAACGCAAUUGUUCACAGGCUGCUGUGUGUACAGAUCUGCGUACAACCGUGUUCUGAUCGAUGAUGAUGACUGGAGUGGGCAGCUCAGUUGCAUUGUUCGUGUCGAUUUUGUCUGUGAUCAGCACGAGGAUUGGCUCUGGUAUGGAGUCUCAGACAUCUUGUGGAAACCGUGUGCAGGCUGAGUUUGCAGCAAGCAACUACUCUGUCGUGGGAAAAUUUUGCAGCAACUCUGGCGGCAUGAGAUGUGGACCUAGCAACAAUCGAUUUGAGUAUUGUGCAGGCACCAGUUGGAUAUCAAUGUGUCCCUGUUUUUUCCGUCUUCAAGAACAAGCGGCCGGAUCUAGAAUCAAUCCUGGAAGGUCAUGUAAUGAUAUUUUCAUUAAACGUGGAGGACAAGUGCUGAGUGGAACCUAUUGGAUCACAGUCUCCAUUCCCUCAUACCCCUUUCGAGUGUUCUGUGAUAUGAACACUGCAGGAGGAGGAUGGACUUUGGUCGCUAAAGUAAAAGGCAACGAUCCUCUAAUGAAUAGGAUCAAUACAGCCCAGUGGCGAGAUAGCAGAUUGAUUGGAAGCACCCAUGAUUUGAAAGAUGAGAACGCACUAGGACUAGCCUACAGAAGUCUAGCAUUUCGUGAUGUCAUGAUACGCAGUCUUGAAGAUGGUCGAAAGCAUUUGGCAUGGAGACAUCCAGAACAAUUUAAAAAUAUCCAGUCAAUUGUCAAGAGUUGUGCUAGAGUUGCCAAUGGUGUGAAGCUGUCUGGUAGUAUUCAUCAGUUGGAUUAUAAAGGCGACCAAGCAUAUCAUCAUGGCUGCACUAAGUUGGUCUACGGUUUCAUGGGAGGAGACUGGCACUUUGCUCUAACUACUGUGGGAGGAUGUCCCAAAGGCCAUAAACAUGGCCAUGUUGGUGCAAUCGUUGGAGCCUUUCUGGAUCCACCCAGUGGAGAGAGGGGUACAAACGGACAAACCGCCAAAUGUGUUACUGACUUUGGCGUUGGUGGUGGCUAUCUUGAUUUGUCUCCUGGCACUGAAGCCUAUGCAAUCAAUGCUCAUUACUGGGGAGCUGGCAACAGUAAGACCAACUCAUGGAAUUCCCAUGGUGUCUUCAUCAGGUAAACUUGAAGUUCAUGCAACUGGAAAACGUAGAAGCUAGAAAAAGAAAGGCUACUUACUCAAAGCAUCUGUUGCAUGUUGUUGCUAGUUAAGCUGUUUAGCUAUAGCUAUGGCGAUACUUAUGUAGGUUUUAGUGUACGAUAUGCUUGGUUCUUGAUAAUUAGCCAUUGACUGCAUAAAAGCAACCAAGCAUAGUAUUUUAGGAUAUGUUUUAAUGUGCUACUGUUGUGUUGUUGUUGUUGUCAAGUGUUAUAAAACUCAGUGCCAUUUUCUCUAUAGAAAA
Molecule: messenger RNA, 1400 nt
Organism: Corticium candelabrum
Lineage: Eukaryota; Metazoa; Porifera; Homoscleromorpha; Homosclerophorida; Plakinidae
Exons: 10
Coding region: 65-1120 (351 amino acids)
Molecular function (GO): oligosaccharide binding
Source: RefSeq, a predicted model, not a curated record